Molecule: messenger RNA, 1070 nt
Organism: Salvia splendens (bonfire salvia)
Lineage: Eukaryota; Viridiplantae; Streptophyta; Magnoliopsida; Lamiales; Lamiaceae
Product: thioredoxin-like protein HCF164, chloroplastic
Exons: 4
Coding region: 44-808 (254 amino acids)
Biological process (GO): cytochrome b6f complex assembly
Cellular component (GO): chloroplast thylakoid membrane
Molecular function (GO): oxidoreductase activity, acting on a sulfur group of donors, disulfide as acceptor
Source: RefSeq, a predicted model, not a curated record
GUGUUUGACCAUUUAGUUCGACGACAACCUCCAUCAUUCCGCCAUGGCUUCAACCUCCAGCAUCGCCACCAUUCCCCGAUUCCGCUCCUCAUCUCCCCACUCUUAUCUCCACCCGCCGCGCUUCCUCAAAUUCACCUCUCAUUUUCAGGAGAAUGAUCUCCGCCGUCACAGGAUUUUCUGCGGAAACAAUUCCGAUCCCUCCUCAACUAAGGAGAAGCCUGAAUCCGGAAUUGAUGCCGCUGCGACUGAAACGACGUCGUCAGCUGGCGCUGAAUUGCCGGCGUAUCCAACUAAAGAUCUCAACCGCCGAGUUGCGGUGGCUUCUAUGCUUGGAGCAGUUGGAUUGUUCGCCUCUACGCGCUUGGACUUUGGCGGGACAUCUUUGAAGGAUCUGUCCGCCCUAGCAUUGCCUUACGAAGAGGCUCUUUCAAAUGGCAAGCCCACUGUUGUUGAGUUUUACGCAGAUUGGUGUGAAGUAUGUCGAGUGUUAGCACCGGAUGUCUACAAAGUCAAACAGCAAUUUAAGGACAAAGUAAAUUUUGUUAUGUUGAACGUUGAUAAUACAAAGUGGGAACAAGAGCUUGAUGAAUUUGGUGUUGAGGGCAUUCCCCAUUUUGCAUUUCUUGACAAAGAUGGUAAUGAGGAGGGGAAUGUGGUAGGCCGCCUUCCACGUCUGUACCUGCUUGAAAAUGUUGAUGCCCUGGCUCGGGGGGCAGCAAACGUGCCUCAUGCACGUGUUGUAGGACAAUAUUCAAGUACUGAAGCAAGAAAAGUUCAUCAAGUUGUUGAUCCGAGAAGUCAUGGAUAGGGAAUUUAGGAAUGUUUAGGCCAAACUGUUGGUAGUAAUUUUGUAGUCUGUCUUUCAUGGAAACCAGUGUCCAUAGGGUGCACCAGAACCAAAAUAUUUUUACACAACUUCACAAAAGCUGAUGGUUCAUCACAAAAUACUAUAGUUGCAGAGAAACAUCUUAUUUUAUUCAGAAAUCAAAUAUGCAAUAUUUGAACAAGAAUUGUGUAAGAAUUUGGUUUUUUAUAUUCACACUAUUAAAUAGUACAAAACUUUGAUCUGU